GGGAUCAUAGCUUGCUGMYAUUUCAGUCUUUCGCCUUCAAAAUGGAAGACAAAGUYGCUCACAUGUGCUCACCAACUAAGUCUACCAUCUUGAUAUUUCAACAGUGAUGCUGUUAUUAUGCUWUGGCCAGUAUUUUCGCACUGCACUGAUCUUAAACGAGGAAAUGGUACGAGUUGAUAAGUUGAAAUGAUAACAACACAACACGACAUGAAUACUGCGGAUAUUGAGGACAUCAAGUCGAUGUUAAAUGCUCAAGUCACAAGAAUGAAUGAUUUUGAAGARCAAAUCAACAAGUAUGCUUUUUCUCAUCUAAAUAGAAAGAAAAGAUCUGCCAUACCAGAUGAAGACCAAAUGGCGGCUGAAUUGUCUGAGCUCAAAACGUACAUUCCAAAGAUCAUUCAAGCCUUGAGGGCCUUGCAGUUAGAAAAGAAAAUACCAGGACCGAGAGGACCACCAGGUCAGACCCCAAUACCACCACGAUCAGUAAUUAUUUCAACUCCACGUUUGGUUAUCAAUGAAAGUCAGUCAACCAUCUUGAAAUGUUCUGCCAGUGGAUAUCCACAACCUGUUGUUGCGUGGAGUAAAGUCAAUGGUUCRUUACCAAAAGARAGAUUUCUUGUCGACAGUAGCGGGAAACUGGAAUUAAAAAAUGCCACUAUUCAUGAUUCAGGGACGUAUCAGUGUAAAGCUUCCAAUAUUCUUGGCAGUGCAGAAGACAAAUCAGAAAUCGAAGUGAACUUUAGUCCUCGAGUGUCCUUAGUCAAAGGACCAAUCUACGAAAAGAUUGGUGAUAACAUAAGUCUACCCACUUGUUACGUGACUGGAUUCCCUGAACCAAAAGUCACGUGGUCUAAGUCUAUCGGUUCUUUGCCUGAUAAUCGUUCCGUUGUUAGAGAUGGACAGCUUACUGUACUAAAAGCUAAAAAAGAUGAUUCAGGAAUAUAUGUUUGCAAAGCUGAAAAUCGUUUUGGAUCCGCUUUGGGAUCAAUUUUGGUAAAUGUUAUCGAUCUGCCUGUAUUUGUUGUCAAGCCUCCAAAGACGUUUCCAGUUUUGGGAAAGAAAAUCGUUGUGUUGAACUGUACCGCUAUAGGUGACCCUCAGCCUGUCAUCAGUUGGAGAAAAGACAACGGCGUUCUUCCUGUUGGUAGAUAUGAAGUGAGAGAUGGCUCUUUGAUUAUAAGGAACGUCAAGAAAGCAGAUUCGGGUGUGUUUGUGUGCACUGCUACGAGUGCUGGAGUUUCUCAUUCACAUGUGCGUUCGACAUUAACUGUACCACAUGCAAACGAUUGCGAUGAGCUUUACAAAUCAGGAGAGAGACGUAACGAUGUCUACACAAUUCAACCAAACAAGCAGCCUGCAUUUCGAGUCUACUGUGACAUGACAACCGACGGUGGGGGUUGGACUGUGUUCCAACGAAGACAAGAUGGAUCGGUUGAUUUCUAUCGCAAUUGGCAGCAGUACAAAACAGGUUUUGGAAACCUGAAUGGCGAGUUUUGGUUGGGUAACGAUUACAUCCAUCGACUGACAGCAAAAGCAGCGUCGAGUCUGCGCGUUGAAAUAGAGAACUGGUAUGGAACUAGGAAGUAUGCCAAAUAUGGUAGUUUUAGUGUUGGUGAUGAAUCAGACAAGUACAGGCUGAGGGUUGGCUCGCAUUCAGGCAGUAGUACUGCUGGGGACUCGUUAGCAUAUCAUAACAACAUGGUGUUUAGUACAAAAGAUAGAGAUGAGAGCGGUAAUAACUGUUCUAACGUCUGGACCGGUGCCUGGUGGUAUAAGAGUUGUCAUGCAUCUAAUCUGAAUGGAAAGUACCUUGGAAACAWGRAGUCUGGUCAAGGARUUGUUUGGCAGYAUUWURAUGGUUUAAYAGGCUUAAAGAAAUCAGAAAUGAAAUAUAAGAUUCCGGGUCAUUUUAACUGCGUCAGUCUUCCUAUUUACCUCGAUGCUGUUGUAUUCAGUUUCCAAAGUAUGGCAGAUAAAAUCAGUCAUUCCUGCUUGGUGUCCAAGAUUGCCAUCACUCUAUCGGUCGUCAGUUUGUUGUURUGCUGUGGUGUGUUUUUAAGAACAGAAUUGAUGCUAAACGAGCUGUAUUCAAGAGACAUCAAGUUGCCAGACAAGAUGACUUCAAAACACGACAUAAACGAUGGCAUCAAUCGAUUCAGCAGAGAAGAUCACUCUAAAGAAAACGAAGCAGUUUUAAUAAGAAAAGUAAGAGAGGAUAAAAAUGAUGUCAACAACACCAUAAAGUUACUGUCUGAUUUAUUCGAUAAGAAAUUCGGGAAGUCUUGGAUUCCAAUUCCAGGACCUCCAKGUCCACAAGGAAAACCUGGUGCAAGAGGACCGCGAGGACGAAUUGGUAAAACUGGACGUCGAGGAAAACGAGGACCACGUGGUUUUCCUGGAAAGAUCGGACUUCCUGGUCCCAGAGGAAUGCCUGGACAAAAGGGAUCAAAAGGAGAUCGUGGUCUUUCCUUAGCACGUCCAACAGUACUUAUUUCACCAACACAUCUCAUCGUCAAUGAAAGCCAGUCCGCCAUCUUGCAUUGUUCCUCUAGUGGUUAUCCUCGACCUGAGAUUGUGUGGAGUAAAAACAACGGUACAUUACCACACAAACGAGCAGUAGUUGAUAGCACUGGCAAACUUGAUAUCAAACACGUGACACCCAAUGACUCAGGAAUSUAUCAGUGUAAGGCUUCUAAUCUUCUUGGCAGCACACAAACAACAGCAAAACUUCAAGUGAACUUCCCUCCCCUAAUGACCUUGAACAAAGGAACAAUAUACAGAAAGAUUGGUGAUGACAUUCGUCUACCCACUUGUGACGUGAGUGGAAUUCCUGAACCAAAAAUCACGUGGUCUAAKUCUAUCGGUUCUUUKCCGGAUAAUCGUUCUCUUUUCAAAGAUGGACAGCUUACUGUACUAAAAGCAAAGAAAGAUGAUUCAGGGAUAUAUGUUUGCAAAGCUGAAAAUCUUCUUGGUUUUGUUAUAGGAUCUAUUAUCGUAAUUGUUAUCGAUCUGCCUGUGUUUGUUGUCAGACCUCCAUCGUCACACAGAGCGUCCCCAGGGACAACUGUAGUGUUAAACUGUACCGCUAAAGGUGACCCUCAGCCUGUCAUCAGUUGGAGAAAAGACAACGGCGUUCUUCCUCUUGGCAGAUAUGAAGUACGAAAGGGCUCUUUGAUUCUAAUCAACGUCAAGAAAACAGAUUCGGGUGUGUUUGUGUGCACUGCUACGAGUGCUGGUGUUUCUCAUUCACAUGUAAGUACGACAUUGACUGUGCAUUUUCAAGAUUGUGCUGAGCUUUACAAAUCAGGAGAGAGACGUAACGGUGUGUACACAGUYCAACCCGACAABCAGCCUGCWUUUCAAGUYUACUGUGACAUGACAACUGACGGUGGGGGUUGGACUGUGUUCCAAAGAAGACAAGAUGGGUCGGUCGGUUUCUAUCGCAAUUGGCUGCUAUACAAAUCAGGUUUUGGAAACUUGAAUGGCGAGUUUUGGUUGGGUAACGAUUACAUCCAUCGACUGACAGCAAGAACAGCGUCGAGUCUGCGCGUUGAGAUAGAGGACUGGGACGGAACAAGGAAGUAUGCCAAAUAUGGCAGUUUUAGUGUUGGUGAUGAAUCAGACAAGUACAGGCUGAGSGUUGGCUCGUAUUCAGGUACUGCUGGGGACUCGUUAUCAUAUCAUAACAACAUGGCGUUUACUACAAAAGAUAGAGAUAACGACAAGCAUAGUGGUGUUAACUGUGCUACAUCAUUUACCGGUGCCUGGUGGUAUCAUAGUUGUCUUGCAUCUAAUCUGAAUGGAAAGUACGUUGGAAACAAGAAUUCGUAUAAAGGUAUAAAUUGGAACACUUUUCGUAGUAGUCAAAGUUUGAAGAAAUCAGAAAUGAAAGUGCGGCGUAGUACAUUUUAAUUCAUAACAUAACUAUCUGAACUUGGGAUUGUGAUUGUUUUAGUCAUGUACACCAGCGGGUGUGUCACUGAUAAUAUUAUUUACAAUUUCUUGCUUUUUGAGUGAAAUAUUGUAAAUGCGAUAUACUUUUGCUAAUAACUCUAGGAGUAAACCAUAAGAUCAUACUACUUCUCGUCUUGAUAUUAUCUUAUUUUGUUGACACUUUCCAGCGUAAUACAGGAGGAGCCGACGUGCUGUUCUUCUAAAUAAAUGUUUCUUGUACGAUUUUUUUCCUGGGAAAGGGAUUUUGAGCUACAUUGAUGACAAUCUCACAAUCAAAUAUGGCGCCCUUCCUUCGUUAAAAUAAUUUUGUCCCUGGCAAACGUUUUUAAGGUCAAAUAAGGCUUAUAUAACCGUUUUAUGGUCAAUUAUUUUUUAGUUAGUAAGUUUUUAUUUUCCUGGCAAAAAUUCUUAGAAAGUAUUCCUUGCCCGUAGAGUUMUUUAUUCCUGAAUUUCUCGCUGGCAACCAGUUAUGACUUACACAGCUGGCUGGGUCAUAAGAACAGUUAUAUUUCUCCCAGGAACCCGUCGGCUCCUCCUAUAAUAUCUGUUAUCAAUUAAAUCCACCAUUUUCUAUUUGUGCAGCUCUUACUAUUACAGACACGGUCAGCGAUAUUACACAAUAAAAUCCCAAGGACUUCAUAAGGAGAUCCUUUGCUUCUUUAUUUAAGAAAAUUCAAAAUGUCGGAAAUAUUAUUGGGGGAGCUGUAGCCCCCCAGCCCCCCCUGCUCCGCGGUCCCUGUUUCUAGCUAUAGCAGAUCGCAUAUCAUUUGAAAUUAUGUUAAUUAAAGAUUUUCAGUAAUUUUUCUUAUCGAGGACAUGCAUAGUCCAGAACUGGAYCCUCUUUUAUCCUUGCACGCGCGGAGUUGAAAACUAUUAUUUUGAAUCAGCGCUCUCAAUUUUCUUUAGCGCGAGCUUUGGAUUUUUAACUUUCAUUGAAUAUUAUCUAUAGAGAAAAGAGGGUCCAGUUCUGGACUAGGACAUGCAAGACUUCGUUUAUUAGCGAUUGAAAAUGUUUGUAAAUAWAUGAAGAACUGCUUCGUGUUAAAAAGUCUCAUCAACGUACGAUAAGACCCCGAGGGACCAUGGGAAGACGAGUAUUCGUUUGUGAAAUACUGUUUUUAGUAUAUGAAUUGCGUCUUUUUAUGGAAUAAAAGGCUAGAGACUGAA
Molecule: messenger RNA, 5121 nt
Organism: Exaiptasia diaphana
Lineage: Eukaryota; Metazoa; Cnidaria; Anthozoa; Actiniaria; Aiptasiidae
Exons: 3
Coding region: 187-3912 (1241 amino acids)
Source: RefSeq, a predicted model, not a curated record